Molecule: messenger RNA, 2161 nt
Organism: Hydractinia symbiolongicarpus
Lineage: Eukaryota; Metazoa; Cnidaria; Hydrozoa; Anthoathecata; Hydractiniidae
Product: ATP-dependent DNA helicase PIF1-like
Exons: 1
Coding region: 1-1686 (561 amino acids)
Biological process (GO): DNA repair; telomere maintenance
Molecular function (GO): DNA helicase activity
Source: RefSeq, a predicted model, not a curated record
AUGCCUCGGCAAUUAAGACAAUUGUUUGAAAUAAUACUUAUCCACUGUGAACCUUCUGAUCCUUUUACUUUGUGGACAAGGUACAAGGGUUCUAUGUGUGAGGAUUAUCUUCGCCAAAUGAACGAGGAUCAAGCUGAGUACAGGGUGCUUCAAGAUAUUCAUUCUGUACUUAGACAAUCUGGUAAAUCUCUUACUGAUUUUAAUCUUCCAAGUUUAGAUGAAAUACCUCCAGCUGAAAACAUUGAUGUAGCUUUGGAGGCUGAAAGAGCUUCUCAACUGAGGGCUCAACUUACUGAAGAACAGACAGCACUGGCUGAUGCAGUUAUAGAAGCGGUUUUAAAUGUUGCUAACAAUACAGCCCAAAAUAACCGUUUGUUUUAUUUAGAGGGUGCUGGUGGCAGUGGUAAAACCUUUACUUAUAAUUACCUUAUUUCCGAAAUUUCAGGUAGAGGUUUUCAAGCUGGAACUGCUGCAUUUACUGGUAUAGCAGCAACUCUUUUAAAAAACGGUACCACUAUACAUAAGUUAUUUCAGUUACCAGUUCCUAUUUUGGAAAACAGUACAUGCAGAACUCCGGUGUCUGCUUAUGCUGUUGAGCUACGGCAAAAAAAUCUCUUUUUACUUGAUGAAUCUUCCAUGAUUCCCAAGCAUGCUUUCCAUGCAAUAGAUCGUCUUCUUCGAGACAUUUGCAAUAGCGAACUUCCAUUUGGAGGUAAAGUUGUUCUUUUAGGUGGUGAUUUUUCACAAUUAUUGCCUGUUGUCAGAAAAGGAAAACCAACUGAAAUUGUUGACAUGUGCCUAAAAAGUUCUCCACUAUGGCACUUGGUUACAGAAUUUAAAUUAACUCACAACAUGAGAACGAGGCCAGGAGAACAAGAAUUUGCUGCAUGGCUUCUGCAACUUGGAAAAGGUGUUUUACCAGUUCGGGAACAACCACCGUUUCAAGGUGCAAUUGAAGUGCCAUCCAAUUGUGUGUUACAACAAAAUCAAUGUAUUGUUAAUACUUUGUUUAGGGAUUUUCACCCAGAAAAUAUGGCAUCAUCUGUAAUACUAACACCUACAAAUGAUGAUUCACUUAUAAUUAAUGAUCAGGUGUUGGAGUUGUUGCCGGGUGAAGAAAAAAUUUAUUUUAGUGCAGAUGAUGUUGUGUGUGAUGAUGAGGAGGAACGGAAUCAAUAUCCGGUGGAAUUUUUAAAUAGUAUCACACCUUCAGGUAUGCCUCCUCAUUGUCUUAAAUUAAAAUCGGGUGCCAUUGUUAUGUUAUUAAGAAACAUAAACAUAAAUAAAGGCUUAUGUAAUGGCACUCGCCUAACUGUAAGAUAUCUUUACGACAACUGUGUCGAUGCUAAAGUACUCACUGGCAAUGCUAUUGGAGAUAGGGUACUUAUUCCAAGGGUGCAACUUGCACCUUCGGAUACAGGUAUGCCUUUUGUUUUGCGUCGCAGACAGCUUCCACUAAGGCUUUCUUAUGCUAUGACAAUAAACAAGGCACAAGGUCAAACCUUUGAAAAGGUUGGUAUAUUGUUGCGCAGGCCUUGUUUUUCUCAUGGUCAGUUGUAUGUUGCUUUUUCUAGAGCAAGGGCAUUUGAUGAUGUUAGAGUAAGUAUUGUUCCCCCAUCCAAGCAAGGGUUUUUUAAUGGGAAAUGUUACUCUCAAAAUAUUGUUUACCGUCAAGUUCUCACAUAAAUAAUAUUUAAAAUUACCAGAAUCACAAGUUCUCACAUAAUUCUGUUAAUUUUGAAUAUUGUUAAAAAGUUCAUUUUAAAGACACUAAUGUUACAUACCUACAGUUGGUUAUCAUUUUUUUACUGAUAGCGUAUGUAUAACUGUUAAGGUGAUGUCUCAUUAAAUGAACUAGGAGUACUUAUGAUUCUGUUACUUUUAAAUAUUAUCAAAAAGUUCAUUUAAAGACACUAAUGUCUCAUACCUACAGUUGGUUAUCAUUUUUUUACUGAUAGCGUAUGUAUAACUGUUAAGGUGAUGUCUCAUUAAAUAAACUAGAAGUACUUAUUUAAACGUAGAAUCUUUAGAGAAACAAAAUUCAGCAAUUUCCAGAUUUUAGGCUAAAUUGCAAAAGUUAUUUCAAUCUUUAUAUUUUUAAUUACUCAUUACCUGCAUUCUUUCAAUAACAUAAUAUUUAAUUUUUUGGCAUUGCUAAUGC